AUGGGCAAUAGACCAUCAAAUAGUGUUGACGAUGAAUCUGGUGCUACACACCAAAGAAAUUGUAUUAGAUUUCUGCCAAGCACUCAACCAACUCGAUCUGAUACUAAAUAUCGUAUAUUCGGAAAAAGUCUAAAUGGUAAUCUAAAAUACCCUCUUCCAAGUAAUAUUGAGGAAGAAAAACAUUGGUUACAGGAUCCUCACUAUUUAAUUAGACAUAUGUGGCAAAGUAAUUACAGUGCUCCUAUUGAAGAUAAACUCAGAGAAGGAAACGCUAAAAUCCUUAAUAUUUGCUGUGAUUAUGGCACUUGGACUCUAGAAAUGGCGUCAGAUUAUCCUAAUUCCCAUUUUACCGGGGUUGACGUUGCACCAAUUUUCCCUUCCGGAGUAACCAGGCCGAAUGUACGAUUCUUACAGAGUAAUGUAUUAGAUGGUCUACCUUUCGAAUCUAAUUCAUUCGAUUUCGUCCUAGUUAGACUUUUUGGAAAUAAUUUUACUGAAAAAGAUUGGGAAGAUAAAAUUAUUCAUGAAAUUGUGAGGUUAACUAAGCCUGGUGGUUGGGUUGAAUUAACUCAACCUGACUCAAAAUAUUAUAAUUGUGGUCCAAAUGGUGAAAGGUGGAACGAUGCAUUGUUAAACCAUUUAAGGUUAAAGAAUAUAAAUGGUUCUAUUUGUGAAGAUUUUGGGAUAUUAUUAACAUCAACUGGUCAAAUAUCUCGAAUCCAACAUGAAGUUGUUAUAGGUCCAGUUGGUAGUUGGGGUAAUAGAGUUGGUGAAUUGGGUGCAUCUUAUGCUCGUCAACUUUCUGGAAAAUUUAAACCAUGGAUAAUCUCUUAUCUAGACAUAACUGAGGAAGAAUAUAAUGAAAUUAUGAUCAAGGCAGAACAAGAAUUCAAUAUUCAUAGGACUUAUAUGUCAACGCAUAGAUUUGUUGGUCAAAAAAUUAAUUCCUUUCAAUAA
This is a messenger RNA of Dentiscutata erythropus, 957 nucleotides long. Lineage: Eukaryota; Fungi; Glomeromycota; Glomeromycetes; Diversisporales; Gigasporaceae. The record is from the annotation of a GenBank genome assembly.